UUAUAAUUUAAAAUUUUAUAUUAUUUAAACUAAUUAAUUCUUUUAAUAAAAAAUUUUUAAGAUUUUAAAAAAUUACUAUAAUUUUCAAAUUUAAUCACAUUCAAAGAUAAAUGUAACAUAAAUUAAUAACCUAAAUGCCCAGAAAAACUAAAAAGAAAUCAUUAGAUAAAUCUAAUGAUACGAAACAUCCAAAUUCUAAUAAAUUAACCAAUGGAACUGAUGAUAUCGCAGACGAUGAUUAUGAUUCUAGUGACGAAUCUGAAGAUUUCUCAGCUGAACUACUUACGGAUAAAGUUGAAGAUAACAUAUACAAGACCUUGAUGAAAAUUAGGCAUGAAGAUCCUGAAAUCUACAAUUACGACCACAAAUUCUUCAGUGAUUCUGACUUUGAAGAUGACGAAGAUGAGAAGACAAAUAAACAAGAGAAACCCUUCACAUACUCUGAUUUCGUUCGUGAAACACUUUUGAAAGAGGGCUCAGAAGCAUUUGAGAAUUACCUUAACGCUACUUCCGACGGAAUUUCAUACACUGAAGAACAAAAUAACCUCAAAAAGGCCUUUCUUGAGGCCUCCGAGGCUCUAGACGAUUCCGAUUUAUUAACUAAAAGCGAUGCGAUUGAUGUUGUUCCCAAUUUCAUUGCAUCUCGACCCAUUCGUAUCAAGCCUUCGAGAGAAACUGAACUAAUUUCUAGUUAUUGGGCUUCACAAGAAAAACUUGACGAGAAUGAGGAGUUUUUAAAGGACUACAUAAUUAACCAGAGGUGGAGAGAAGAUAAACUUGAGAAUUUUAAAGUCGACCACAGAUUAAAAAAACUUGAUGAGUAUGAUGAAGAACACUUGGAAAAGGCUGACGAGUUUGAACAUAAAUACAACUACAGAUACGAGGAAGAAGACGGGGCAAAAAUCAUUGGAUAUCCUAGAAACAUAGAAGAUUCAGCUAGGAAAAAGGAUGAAAGAAGAAGGCUUAAAAGACUUGAAAAGAAGAAAAGGAAGAUGGAAGAGAAGGUUAGAAGAGACGAGAACAUAAAAAGACUCAAGAAUCUGAGAAGAUCAAAGUUUGAAAUGGUUAAGGAAAUAGAAUCAACAGCCGGAGUAUCGUCAAUUAAACAGGAUGCUAUUGAUUUUGACGCUCCAUAUGAUCCAGAACAGCAUGAACGAGAUAUGAAGAAGAUCAUAGGUCUUGGGUAUGAUAAACAAGAUGACGACAAUUUCGACGCGGAUUUGAACCCUGAAAUGUGGUGGAUGUGUGAUGAAUGUAAGAAAGGGAUAUUUUCAGGUCAAACACACUAUGAUUGCAAAGAAUGUGACGACUUUACGUUAUGUGAGAAAUGCCUAACAGUUACAGGUCACGAGCAUAAAGACUUUGACGGGAAGGAAGUCCCAAUAAUUUGUGCUCCGCCUGAGGAAAUAGAGAAUUACGACCUCGACUAUGAAGACUACAUUGGCGACAUGCCAGUCAAGUACAAGUAUCGCAACGUUGAGCCUUAUCCAUGCGGCGACAUAAAGACACUUUUCGAAAAGACUGAUCAGGAGUUGAACGAAACAAUGCCACUAAAGUAUUUGAUCGGGUAUGAUUUGCCAGAUCCGAAGGAUAUAAAGAUCAAAAAACGGCGUAAAAAUAAGCGCCAACAGGAUCAAACACAAAAGAAGAGAUUCCACAAGUCGAAAACUCCACAUAAUGUUAAUCAUGAUAAGCCUAGAGCCUUAGGACUUAACAAGAAGAAAUCCAAAAGUAAAAAGGUGUAAAAU
Theileria parva strain Muguga is the source of this 1748-nucleotide messenger RNA. RefSeq names its product KRI1-like family protein (gene KRI1). Gene Ontology annotation, biological process: endonucleolytic cleavage in ITS1 to separate SSU-rRNA from 5.8S rRNA and LSU-rRNA from tricistronic rRNA transcript (SSU-rRNA, 5.8S rRNA, LSU-rRNA). Gene Ontology annotation, cellular component: nucleolus; 90S preribosome. The transcript has 8 exons. NCBI's taxonomy places the organism in Eukaryota, Apicomplexa, Aconoidasida, Piroplasmida, Theileriidae. The record is from RefSeq and is a predicted model, not a curated record. Bases 135 to 1745 code for a protein of 536 amino acids.